AUCAAAGAGAAAUUUAUAGAAUACGAGAAUAUAAUGACAGAAAUAAAAAAUUUGCCGGAUUACCACGUAGUCGGUCCACUUCACAUUAAUAUGGAUAAAUUAAAAUUAGCGUUUUACGUUGAAGCAAGUGCUUGGAAGAAAUCAUUGGGCGUCGUUUUGUCAAACAGAUACAAGGAAAAGCUGCAGAAUGUAACAGAAUAUAUUCAAGGGAAAAACAAGAUCUUGUCUAGGAAUAUUAAAGAUUUAGAAGACGUCAGGGUUGCGAUGAAAUGUUUGGGAGUGAUACGGAAUGAGUUUAUACCGUUAGACAUGGAACUGAUUCUAAUCGAAGAGACUUAUACGAUGAUGGGAAAAUUCAACGUCGAUGUAUCAAAGGAGGAGCAAGAUAUAGUAGACGGACUAAGAUAUAACUUCAGCAACAUGCUCCAUACGGCGAAAAGAGUUCAAGCGGUUAUAUGUGAAAUGCAAGAGCCGUUGAGAAAGGAACUUGUCGAAGGGGUUGCAGUUCUCAAACAGAAUGUGAUCGAAUUUGACAUUGAUUUCGAGCUCAAUGGUCCAAUGGUCGAAGGAAUACCUGCAAAAGAAGCCAGUGAACGGCUCAUCCUGUUUCAAGCGCAUUUCGAAGAAUUGUGGGAAAGGUAUGAGACUUACAGCAGUGGCGAGAGUUUAUUCGGCAUGGAGGUAACGGAGUAUCCAGCUCUUCAACAGAGAAAGAAAGAGAUUAAUUUAUUGCAGAAGUUAUACACAUUGUACCUGCAAGUUAUGCGCACCAUCGACAACUACUAUGAUAUUCCAUGGACCGAACUUGAUAUAGAGUCUAUUGUGAGCGAGUUGGCCGAGUUCCAAAACAAAUGCCGAAGAUUACCUAAAGCCAUGAGAGAUUGGCCGGCGUAUAUCGAUCUGAAGAAAAAGAUCGACGAUUUUAACGAGAUGUGUCCAUUAUUGGAGAUGAUGGCGAACAAAGCUAUGAAAGAGAGACACUGGGAAAGAAUGUCUAAACUGUGUAAAUAUUUCUUCGACGUGGAGUCAGUAACAUUUACCUUGGCACACAUUAUGCAAGCACCUCUAUUGAAGUACAAAGAUGACGUGGAGGAAAUAUGCAUUAGUGCGGUGAAGGAACAAGAUAUCGAAAUCAAACUGAGGCAGGUGAUUGCAGAUUGGACUGUUGUAAAUCUGCAAUUUGCCAACUUCAAGCAGAGAGGCGAACUAUUGCUGAAGGGCGCUGAAACAGCUGAGAUAAUAGCGCAACUCGAAGACAGUUUGAUGAUCAUAAGUUCUCUGCUAGCAAAUCGUUACAACGCACCGUUCAAAAAAGAGAUUCAGUUGUGGCAGACUAAACUCAGCAACACGUCAGAAAUAUUAGCGAAAUGGUUGACCGUGCAGAAUCUAUGGGCUUAUUUGGAAGCGGUGUUUAUCGGCGGUGACAUAUCGAAGCAAUUGCCCACUGAAGCGAAGCGUUUCAAUACCAUCGAUAAAGCCUGGGUCAAACUCAUGCUUCGCGCUCAUGAGAAAUUGAACGCGGUCGAGACGUGUACCGGGGAUGAAACCAUGAGUCAAUUUUUACCUCAUUUGCUGGAGCAAUUAGAGUCGUGCCAGAAAUCUCUCAGCGGCUAUCUGGAAACCAAGCGUGCGAUUUUCCCGAGAUUCUGCUUCAUAUCGGAUCCUACUUUGCUAGAGAUACUUGGCCAAGCGUCCGACUGCCAUACGAUACAAAAUUAUCUCGAUGGAUUUUUCGAUAAUAUUGCAAAGCUGAGCUUCUGCGAAAAAGAAUAUGAGAAAAUCUUAGCGAUGCAUUCGCGAGAAGAGGAGGAAAUAGUGUUGGAGAAAGAAGUCGUGUGUACAGGAGGUGUAGAGAAUUGGUUGAACACUUUGUUAACAGUCCAUCAGCAAUCCGUCGGUGCUGUAAUAUCAUCGGGAUUGCAGUCGCUUUACACAGCCGAAUUUGAUAUUUUAUCACUAAUAGAGAAUUCUGUUUUGCAAGUCGGCUUGUUAGCGUUGCAAAUUUUAUGGACGCGCGAUUCUGAAAUAGCGGUAACGUUGGCCAAACGCGACAAGACGAUAAUGAAACGAACUAAUCAGUGGUUUCUAGACUUGCUCAAUAGUCUUAUAGAAGCGACCGUCAGAGAUCUUACGAAGUACGCCAGAGUGAAGUACGAAGCUUUGAUAACGAUACACGUGCACCAGAGAGACAUAUUCGACGAGUUGUGUCGUCUGAGAAUACGAAGCAUACACGACUUCGAAUGGUUGAAGCAGUGUCGGUUCUAUUACAAUGACGACACGGAGGAAGUUCUGAUCAGGAUAACCGACGUGGAAUUCGUUUAUCAAAAUGAAUUUCUGGGUUGUACAGAUCGGCUCGCGAUCACACCGCUCACUGACAGAUGUUACAUAACUCUCGCGCAGGCUGUGGGUAUGAACUUUGGCGGAGCUCCAGCGGGCCCGGCCGGCACGGGUAAAACGGAAACAACGAAGGACAUGGGGAAAGCGUUGGGAAAAUACGUGGUUGUUUUUAAUUGCUCCGAUCAAAUGGAUUUCCGAGGUUUAGGCAGGAUAUUUAAGGGUCUCGCGCAGUCCGGCUCUUGGGGAUGUUUCGACGAAUUUAAUCGAAUCGAUCUACCGGUAUUGUCCGUUGCCGCGCAACAAAUAGCGAUUGUGCUUAACGCGCGAAAAGAACGGAAGCUGAGCUUCUUAUUCAGCGAUGGCGAAACGUAUAAACUCAAUUAUGAAUUUGGGAUAUUUAUUACAAUGAAUCCCGGAUACGCCGGGCGGCAAGAAUUGCCGGAAAAUUUGAAAAUACAGUUCAGAAGCGUCGCCAUGAUGGUUCCCGAUAGACAAAUUAUAAUGCGAGUAAAACUCGCGGCGUGCGGCUUCAAAGAGAAUGUGGUAUUAUCGCGGAAAUUUUUCACUUUGUACAAAUUAUGCGAGGAGCAACUUAGCAAACAAGUGCAUUACGACUUUGGAUUGAGAAAUAUUUUAUCGUGUCUGCGGACAUUCGGCGCUCAGAAACGAGCUCAUCCUACCGAUUCCGAGGAGAGGACGCUUAUGAGAGUGUUGCGAGACAUGAAUCUGUCCAAAUUGGUAGACGAAGAUGAGCCGCUGUUUAUGUCACUCAUCGAAGACAUGUUCCCGGGAAUAAAGUUAAUGACUCAGACGUACAAGGAAUUACAGAAAGGAAUAGCUAACGCUACGGUGGUCCUUGGCAUAACGAAUCAUAGCGAGUGGAACUUGAAAACCGUGCAGUUGUACGAGACGUCGCUCGUUCGACACGGUCUGAUGGUUCUCGGACCGACAGGAUCCGGCAAAACGCGAUGUAUGUGGGCGUUAAUGAGAGCUCUAACGGAGAUGGGCAUACCGCACAAAGAAAUUAGGCUGAAUCCAAAGGCGAUAACUGCGUCCCAAAUGUUCGGAAGGCUCGAUGUCGCGACGAACGAUUGGACCGAUGGUAUAUUUUCCACUAUAUGGCGCAGAUCGACGCAAACGAAGAAGACGGAAAAUCUAUGGAUGGUGUUGGACGGCCCGGUCGACGCGGUAUGGAUCGAGAAUCUAAAUUCGGUUCUGGACGACAAUAAAACGUUAACGUUGGCGAACGGUGAUCGCAUAAUAAUGGCGUCGAAUACCAAGCUGGUGUUUGAGCCUGACAAUGUGGACAAUGCGUCACCGGCGACGAUAUCGCGCAUGGGGAUGGUCUUUGUCAGUGCUUCCGUAUUAAAGUGGACUUCAAUUUUAGAGGCUUGGCUCAGAAAAUGCUCCCCCAACGAGGCUGAUAUAUUACGGAUAUUAUUCCACAAAAUAUACGGAGACGCGCACACAUUUGUCCAAACAAAGCUGCAGACGAAAAUGACGCUUUUAGAAGCGCUCUACAUUCGGCAAUGUAUCGAUCUAUUGGAAGGUCUGAACGUUGGGAAUUCCGAUCCGACUAUAUUACCUGAGCAUCAUAUCGAGAAGCUUUUCCUUUUUUCUCUUAUGUGGAGUUUGGGUGCGGUACUGGAAUUCGACGCACGGUCAGCGUUACAGGAAUUUUUUGUAAAUCACGAGUCACAUUGUAACUGGCCCAAAUAUACGGUUCGUGAAGAUGAAACUAUUUUCGAGUAUCUCGUGUCCGACGACGGGGAAUGGAUACAUUGGAACGAAAUGGUGCCAAAAUUUGAAUAUCCGUCGGAUCGUGUCCUAGAAUACCACACUAUUCUCGUUCCUAAUGUCGACAAUACGAGGACUUUAUUUUUGCUGGACAUUAUAGCGAAACAAGGGAAAGCAGUAUUAUUGAUAGGCGAACAGGGUACCGCAAAAACUGUCAUGAUAGAAAGCUAUAUGUCUAAGCAUGACCCCGAAUACCAUUUAAACAAGUCGUUUAACUUUUCUUCAGCGUCCACGCCCAACAUGGUUCAGCGAGUAUUCGAGAGCUAUGUAGAAAAGCGAGUAGGCACCACUUAUGGACCUCCUGGCGGCCGAAAGAUGACUAUUUUCAUCGAUGAUAUAAAUAUGCCGGCUAUAAACGAGUGGGGCGAUCAAAUCACGAACGAAGUCGUGCGUCAGCUGAUGGAAUACGGAGGAUUUUACUCGCUGGACAAACCGGGUGACUUCAGCACUAUACAGGAUACCAUGUUCCUCGCGGCGAUGAUUCAUCCGGGUGGAGGGCGGAACGAUAUCCCGGCGCGAUUGAAACGGCAGUUCAGUAUCUUUAAUUGCACACUACCGUCCAACAAGUCAAUGGAUACGAUCUUUAGUGCCAUUGGCCAAGGCUACUUUUGCACCAUGAGAUUCUCCGAGAGGAUCGUCGAAUUCUUGCCGAAGCUCAUACCGCUGACCCGAUUACUGUGGCAGCAAACCAAAGUGAAGAUGUUACCGACUCCGGCUAAGUUCCAUUACGUUUUCAAUUUGCGCGACCUAUCGCGCAUCUGGGAGGGAAUACUCCGGAUAGAAAGGGCUGAGUGCGAGUCUAUAACGAGCCUGCUGAAAUUGUGGGAGCACGAAUGCACGCGUGUCAUAGCGGAUCGCUUUAUCACCGCCAGCGAAAGAGAAUGGUUUCAGAAUUCGCUAAGACGCGCCGCGGAGAGGAUGCUGGGUCCGGACUUUGAACAUUAUUCUCCAGUCGAGACAUACUUCGUCAACUUUCUGCGUGAACCGCCGGAACCGACGGGUGACGAGCCGGAAGAUUUCGUAUUCGAGGCACCAAAGAUUUACGAAGAGAUACCGAGUUACGAGAUUGUCAUCACCAAAGUCCAGCAAAAUAUGGAACAGUUUAAUGAAUAUGUACGUGGCAUGCGUCUUGAUCUGGUCUUUUUCCACGAUGCUUUGGUGCACUUGAUACGAAUAUCGAGAAUACUUGGAGUUCCCAGAGGCAAUGCGAUGCUUGUGGGAGUGGGAGGAUCUGGCAAGCAGAGCCUGACACGAUUGGCAUCCUUUAUCGCAGGCUUUAACUUCUUCCAGAUAACAUUAUCUAGGAUUUAUAACGUAGCCAGUUUGAUGGACGAUUUACGAAAAUUGUAUCGCACGGCCGGCACGGGGAGCAAAGGCCUCACUUUCAUUUUCACCGAAAAUGAAAUAAAGGACGAAGCAUUUUUGGAAUAUAUCAACAACAUGCUGAGCAUUGGAGAGGUGGCCAAUCUCUUCCCGAAGGACGAGUUGGAUGAUAUUCUGACUGCCGUCACGCCGCUAAUGAAGAAAGACGAUCCUCGACGUCCUCCGACCCAAGACAACCUUUACGAUUAUUUCAUAUCGCGAGCGAGAAACAACUUGCACAUUGUUCUGUGCUUCUCGCCAGUUGGUGAAAAGUUUCGAUCUCGAGCAUUAAAAUUUCCCGGUCUUAUAUCCGGUUGCACGCUGAAUUGGUUUUCACGAUGGCCUAGGGAUGCAUUAUACGCGGUCGGUGAGCAUUUCUUGAGGAAAUAUAAAGUUAUAUGCAGCCCGGAAGUGAAACACCAAUUAAUGCAAGUUGUGGGCGAUAUUCAAGAUGACGUAAACGACAUUUGUACAGAAUAUUUCGAUAGGUUUCGACGUCAAGUGUACGUGACUCCAAGAUCGUUUUUGACGUUCAUCGCCAGCUACAAGACGUUUUACAAGCAACACUUGGACAACAUUGAUACACUUUCGAUGCGUAUGAGCAACGGUUUAAACAAAUUGACCGAUGCUGCAGCUCAAGUGGACUUGCUGCGAAAGGAAUUGGAGAGAAAUCAAGAGGAGAUCGCGAUAAAGAACGUUCGAGUAGAAACAAUUUUAGUUGACGUUGACGAGAAGAAGAAAGCAGCCGAGGGCGUAAAAGCAAAGGUGCAAGUAUCGAAAGACGAAGCGGAAGCAAUUCUGAAAGUGAUAGCAAAGGAAAAAGCGAUAGCGGAGCAGAAGUUGAAAGCUGCGGAGCCUGCAUUGUUAGAAGCUGAAGCUGCGUUACAAACUAUCAAAGCAGUGGAUAUUGCCACUGUUCGCAAAUUGAGUAAACCGCCAUACUUAAUUACACUCAUAAUGGACUGCGUUCUAAUCUUAUUCGGGAGGAAACUGGAGCCGGUCAAGCCUGAUUACGAGCAUCAGUUCUUGACAGCCUCGUGGUCGGAAGCAUUGAAGGUUAUGGCUGAUACUAGAUUUUUGCAUAAUUUACAACAUUUUCCAAAGGAUAACAUUAAUGCCGAAACUGUCGACUUGAUGUUGCCGUACUUAAAUUUUCAUAUGUACACUUAUGAAGCCGCGAAACAAGCUUGCGGGAAUGUGGCGGGUCUCAUACAGUGGACCAUCUCUAUGGUUACUUUUUAUGGAAUAAAUAAAGAUGUGCUGCCUCUAAAGGCGAAUCUUCUCGUUCAAGAAAAUAAGUAUGAGAAAGCUAACAGGAAUUUACUCGAAGCGGAAGACUUAUUGAAGGAAAAGGACGACGAGCUGAAAUUGGUGCAGAUUGAAUUCGACGCCGUGUUGCAGGAACGACAAAUAAUAGUCGACCAAGCCGCAGCGUGUCAAGCGAAAAUGAAUAUCGCGUCCGCUAUGAUCGAAGGACUGUCUGAAGAAAAAAUUAGAUGGACGGAGCAAGUGGCAAUGUUUAAGUCAGAAAUAGAUCGUCUUGUCGGUGAUAUGUUGGUGCUGACUGCGUUCCUCUCUUAUUGCGGUCCCUUCAAUCAGGAAUUCCGAGUCCUUUUGCAGAGGAAGUGGUUCGAUUUUAUACAGGAAAGAAAAAUCCCAAUCUCCGUUAUCAUAAAUGUCGUUGCUAUAUUGACAGAUACGGCUACGAUUGGCGACUGGAAUCUUCAAGGAUUACCGACGGACGAACUGUCGCUUCAGAACGCUAUAAUCGUAACGAAAGCAUUGAGGUAUCCACUUUUGAUCGAUCCACAAUUACAAGGCAAAGCAUGGAUUAAAAAUAAGGAAAAAGAUCUUUCUUUACAGGUAACAUGGUUAACGCAUAAGUACUUCAGAAAUCAUUUAGAAGAUUCUAUAUCGAUUGGACGACCGUUGUUGAUACAAGACGUAGGAGAAGAAAUAGAUCCAAUAUUGGACAAUUUGCUGGAAAAGAAUUUUAUAAAAAUAGGAACUUCUUUAAAGGUGAAAUUAGGCGACAAAGAAGUGGAUAUCAGCAAAGAUUUUAGGCUUUAUAUUACAACGAAAUUACCAAAUCCUUCCUACACCCCAGAAGUAUUUGCUCACACAUCUAUAAUCGAUUUCACUGUCACGAUGAAAGGUUUGGAAGAUCAACUUUUAGGAAGAGUUAUUCUAAUGGAAAAAAAAGAGUUGGAAACGGAGAAAACGCAAUUAAUUGCCGAUGUAGCAGCAAACAAUAGGAAAAUUAAAGAAUUAGAAGCGAAUCUUCUUCAUAAAUUGGCAACUGUACAAGGUCCUUUGAUAGAAGAUCUUGAACUAAUGUCGGUAUUAAAUACCACGAAGCAGACAGCGGCGGAAGUGAACGAAAAGUUGAGUAUCGCGAGAGAUACGGAGUUGAAGAUCGAUAUAGCACGCGAAGAAUUCCGACCGGUUGCGACACGCGGUAGCGUUUUGUAUUUCUUGAUAUGCGAUAUGCCGCAUGUCAACUGCAUGUACCAAACAUCCCUCGUUCAAUUUUUAGAACGAUUCGAUAUCUCCAUGAUUAGAUCCGAGAAGAGUCCGGUCAAUCAAAGAAGGAUCAAUUACAUCAUCGAAUACUUGACAUACGAGAUAUUCAAGUACAAGUCACGCGGCCUUUACGAGAUACACAAGUACAUGUUUAUUCUGCUGAUGACGUUGAAGAUCGAUCUGCAACGCGGUAACAUCACGCACGAAGAAUUCCAGUAUUUCAUUAAAGGCGGCGCCGCGCUUGACCUAAAGGCCGUCGAGCCGAAACCUUGCAAAUGGAUCACGGAUGUGACGUGGCUUAAUUUAGUGGCACUCUCGUCAUUACUGCAGUUUCAGUAUAUCGUGUCUCAAGUACCCGCCUCCGAGAAAGUUUGGAAGCAUUGGUUCGACAAAGAGGCGCCGGAGGAGGAAGUUAUACCGGACGGUUAUAACACCCUCGACACAUUUCGCCGCUUGCUCUUAAUAAGAGCCUGGUGCAUGGACAGAGCGCUGUCGCAAUCCAGAAAAUACAUAGCGUCUUCCUUGGGUGCGAGGUACGCCGAACCCGUAAUCACGCUGUUGGACGUGAUGCAUAGCGAGUCGAGGCCGAACACACCGAUGAUCUGUUUCUUAAGCAUGGGUUCGGAUCCUACACCCAGUAUCGAGCAACUCGCCAAAAGAAUGGAGAUCGUUUGUAAAAGUAUAUCGAUGGGACAGGGUCAAGAAGUUCACGCUCGUCGACUACUUAGCAGCGCGAAAACUGAAGGUUUCUGGGCUCUAUUGCAAAAUUGUCACUUAGGCUUGGAGUAUAUGAUUGAAUUGGCGAACUUUAUCUUGGAAAUGGAAGCGCCUCAUCCGAAUUUCCGCGUGUGGAUCACAACGGAAUCGCAUAAAGAUUUUCCUGUCUCCUUACUGCAAAUGUCUAUAAAGUAUACCUAUGAAGCCCCGCAAGGGGUGCGCGCAGGUUUAUUGGCGACGUAUAGCGGCAUGAAUCAGGAAAUGCUGGAUCAAUGCGACGCCGCACAAUACAUACCUCUAAUAUACACCGUGUCUUUUUUACACACCGUCGUCCAGGAAAGACGGAAGUUCGGCCCUCUGGGAUGGAACAUACCGUACGAAUUUAAUUUGGCGGAUUGGUUGGCAUCCUGCAUGUUCAUAAAUAAUCAUUUGAACGACUACGAUUCGAAGCGUGGGAUAAGUUGGCAAACCGUGCGUUACAUGAUAGGCGAAGUGCAAUAUGGCGGUCGCGUUACCGACGAUUACGAUAAGAGGUUGUUGAAUACAUUUGCAAAAGUGUGGUUCGCGGACGCGCUUUUUGCGGAAGGUUUCGUUUUUCACAAGAGCUACCCGCUUUUGAUAUUUAAGCAAGUAAGCGACUAUCUGAAGGCGAUAGACGCCAUGAGCACCGUAGACCCGCCGCAAGUGUACGGUCUGCAUUCGAACGCAGAUAUCACGUAUCAGAGUAACACCACACAGACGGUGCUGAAUAUGAUAAUAUCCGUGCAGCCGAAAGAAGCGGGUGUCGCUGGCGCGGAAUCUCGAGAGGUGGUUGUCGCCAGACAGGCGAAGGAACUGUUGGAGAAAGUCCCGCGGGUGUACGAUAUGUUUGAAGUAAAAGAGAGAUUACAUGCGAUGGGACACACCGCUCCGAUGAACAUCUUCUUGAGACAAGAGAUCGAUAGGAUACAAGUGGUUAUAAAAUUGCUACGCGUCUCGCUGAGGGAUCUUCUCCUGGCUAUUGACGGUGUGAUUAUAAUGAGCGAGGAAUCUCGAGACGUACUCGAUAGCAUAUACGAUGCCAGGAUACCGAAGACAUGGAAAGCUCGAUCGUGGGAAUCGUCUUCGUUAGGAUUCUGGUUCACGGAGCUGUUAGAGCGAAACCAACAGCUAUCGAUUUGGCUAUCGAGCGGGAGACCGGCGAAAUUUUGGAUGACCGGGUUCUUCAAUCCGCAAGGAUUUUUGACGGCGAUGAAACAAGAGAUAACGCGAGCUCGAAAAGGUUGGACGCUGGAUAAUGUUACUCUUCAUAAUGAAGUUUUACGCAACAUGGCGGAGGAAAUUAAGACACCACCUCCCGAAGGCGUUUACGUGUAUGGGCUGUUUCUGGAAGGUGCCGGAUGGGACAGACGAAAUAACCGUUUGUGCGAAUCAGCAAAUAAAGUGCUCUAUGUGUUGAUGCCAGUGAUUCAUAUUUUCGCUUUAUACAACGCUCCGGACAAGAGCCCAAAAUUGUACCAAUGUCCCGUAUAUAAGAAACCUAUGAGGACUUACACGUUGUUGAUAACACCGCUUUGGCUGCAAACUUUAAAAAACCCUGAACAUUGGAUAUUACGCGGUGUCGCGCUAUUGUGCGACAAUAAAUAA
Molecule: messenger RNA, 10362 nt
Organism: Harpegnathos saltator (Jerdon's jumping ant)
Lineage: Eukaryota; Metazoa; Arthropoda; Insecta; Hymenoptera; Formicidae
Gene: kl-3
Product: dynein heavy chain 8, axonemal kl-3
Exons: 50
Coding region: 34-10362 (3442 amino acids)
Biological process (GO): microtubule-based movement
Cellular component (GO): axonemal dynein complex
Molecular function (GO): ATP binding; dynein light intermediate chain binding; minus-end-directed microtubule motor activity
Source: RefSeq, a predicted model, not a curated record